Messenger RNA from Cetraspora pellucida, 735 nucleotides. NCBI's taxonomy places the organism in Eukaryota, Fungi, Glomeromycota, Glomeromycetes, Diversisporales, Gigasporaceae. The record is from the annotation of a GenBank genome assembly.
AUGACCGACCCCAUAAGCUCUGAAAAUCUUAUAACUAGAAUCAACAUUUUCGAUUUUGAUGGUACGCUUUUCGCGUCACCACAACCAAAUCGCAAGCUGUGGGUGGAUCCAUUAUUUGGAUAUCUUAAAAAUGAUUCUAUGUUUUACAAAGGAUGGUACCAACAUAAAGCAUCACUAAGCUUUGAUGAAUCCGUAAGACGAGGAAGAUGGAAAGGCUGGUGGAAUGACGAUAUUGUAAGACUCGUUCGUGAAUCAAUAGAACACCCAACUUCGUUAACAGUAUUGCUUACCGGACGCGGUUAUUCAGAAUUUCAUCACAUCGUCACAGAUAUGGUAGAACGAAAGGGUUUAAAAUUCGACGUGUCAGGAUUCAAACCGGAUCAAAAUACUUUUAAUUGGAAUUCGUUUUAUAGACCAUCAAUUAUCCAAAAAGUAGGUGCUAUGAAAUACGAAGAACUCAUCCGUAACGAAACAAUAUUAGAAAGUAAAAACGGUAGGAUCCAUACGAAGGAUUUUAAACUUGCAUUUAUGAAGGAAUUACUUCGGCAUCACCCUUCCGUUAAUUCAAUUCACUUAUGGGACGAUCGUGUACAUCACGUAAAGUGUUUUCAAUUAUUUUUUGAUGAUUUGAAAUUGCAUGGAAUAGUUCAGGAAGCAAUUGCAAAUGCUGUAUUCCUUCCUAUUCGAGUAUCUCGUUGUCCAGGCAAUGAUAGACGAUCACAACAAAGCAGUUGA